UUCGGCGGCAUCUGAAACUAAAAAGUAUCUUAAGUAAGAACAUUUAAUACAAGGAACAAGGAAAUUAAAUAUAAAAAAGUGUACCUAAUUUUAAAAGGUUCCUCAAUUAUAGUACAACUAUGGUCGUAUUUUACACAAACAAUUCAAAAACAAAACAACAUUUAUACUUAUCAAAUUUAAGAAAAUACACAUCGAGUUGUAAUUGCUGUCAACAUGACAACAUGUUCCUACUAAAUAUUUUAUGUGAUUAUUAUACUAAAAAUUCUUUAUAGUUUCUUUAACCAACCAUAUCAUUAUAAUAGUCCUUAUACAAAAAUUACUACUGUAUUCGUAUUUGAUCAUUAAUUUUCGUCUAAUGCUCAUGCAAGUGACAUUUCCAAUAAUUGUCACAUCAUUAUUUUACAUAACUUUGAUUUCAGAAUAUUUUCAGACUGUCGGUGAUAUUUUAGGAGAAAAGACAGCAUUGCGUUACUUUUUUUGUCAUGAAGAGUCAGAUUUUACUAAUAUAUUGUGUAGUGGCAUGCUAUGGAGAUUUGGAGCUAUUACUUAAUGCAAAUGAUAAUAUUUCGAAUAAACCAGAUGACUGCGUGAAUGAUUUAAUCAGCAACGAUUGUGGAUCUCAAGUAAGCAUUGUCCUAUCACCUAGCAACAUUAAAUACAUUCCAAUUACCAGUAAUUGUGUUACGUAUGUUGUAAGAUCUUUCGACCACAACGAAUGGUUCCUAACAACAAAUAUUUAUAUCAUUUAUCUAAAAAGUCUGGACUUGUCUGAUUGGAAGUUAAAAUAUGAUGAAAUGUGGAAUCCACGAGCGAAGUUCAUCAUUGUCAUAUCACAUAAAGUCACAGAAUUGAUUUUAAAAAAGGUUUUUGAUAAAUUGCUACAAUUAAAUUUAUUUAACGUAUUUGUAAUACUUAAUGAAAAUCAUACGCAAGUAAUAUUUACAUAUUAUCCACUGAAAAAGGGUAAUUGUGGGAAUAAGUACGAUAAAAUAGUCAAACUAACAUCUUGCAAUGAUUUAGAAAACACUGUACCGACAAAUUUCGAAGACUGUACAGUAAAUGUGUUAAUUAAAGAUCAUAGAUCAUCUUCAGAUGAGUAUUUAACGUCAUUCGAUCAAUACGUUUUAAAUAUAAUGGCAAAGAAAAUUAAGAUCAAGUUGAAAUACCGUUUUCUUAAUACACAAAUUGGGGGAACGCUUCUUCCGAAUUAUACAAUGACAGGAACGAUGAAAUAUUUACAGAAUAAAGAGGGUGAUAUGGUAAUCGGUGGAUAUUUACUGAAUGCCAAACGUACUAUAAUUUGCGACGCUAUUUAUGUUCAAAAUUACAUUAUGGUCAAGUCAUUAUUACCGUGUAAAAAUCAACAUUUAUGGAAAAUAGCAUUAACUGCAUUUAAAUCUGAUUCUUGGUUAAUUAUAUUAAAUUCGUAUAUUUUUGUAGUUUUAGCCAUAAGUCUAAUAAGUCAUAUUUUUGGUUUAAGAAUUAAUCAGAUUCGAUUGGAACUGUUGGAUUAUUUUUUUGGACACGGCGGUAAUACUUACUUCAGAAUAAAAAGACUAAGAUUCAUUUUGACCAUUUGGGUUUGGUACACCUUUUUAAUUACAAGCUUUUAUAGUAGUUCUUUAUACAGUUUGCUUACUACUAUAUCACACCGGCUUAUGGAUUCCCCAAAUGUAUCAGCUAUAGCGAAUAUGGGACUCAAUCCGUGUAUACCGGAUAAUUUGAGAGAUAAAUAUAUAAUCAAUUAUAAUUUGUCAUUUCCUGGAGAGAUAACUGAUCGUUGCUUCACAAUAGAAAAUGUUUUAGAAACAAUGAUGACGCAGGACGACUACUUCACUCUAAUAACUGAAUAUGAUUAUUAUUUGUAUUAUCAAAACAAAUCUAGAGACAGUGAUAAAAUUUUACAUCCAUGGACAUUUUCUCCCUCUUUGGUUUACGUACAAUAUGCAAGCAAAGGAUUUUAUCUACGAGAUGUAUUUCAAAGAAAAGUGAGCCGCUUUUUUGAGUGUGGGCUGUUACAACACUAUUUCUAUUUACAUUUUGCUAAUAUAACAGGAAGACAAAUAACAGUUCACCUAUCUACAGGCAGACUUUAUACAGUCUUAAAAUUGGCUGAUGUUCGUGUAGCUUUCUGUAUCCUUAUUAUGGGCUAUAUUAUUUCAUUUCUGACAUUUGCAGUUGAAAUUAAUAAAUAUUUUUUUAGAAUCUAGGCUAGUUUUCUGUUAAUUUGUAUAAAAAACGGGUCUAAGGCACUUUAGUGGGUUUUUUUAGAGUUUACGUCACUUACGCUAUUUAGUAAAGAUUUAAUCAUGCCAAAGAUCUAAAAAAAAGGGUGCGUGUAC
This is a messenger RNA of Pieris napi, 2342 nucleotides long. RefSeq lists its product as uncharacterized. The record is from RefSeq and is a predicted model, not a curated record. The transcript has a single exon. NCBI's taxonomy places the organism in Eukaryota, Metazoa, Arthropoda, Insecta, Lepidoptera, Pieridae. The coding region runs from base 483 to 2210 and encodes 575 amino acids.